This is a messenger RNA of Anopheles gambiae (African malaria mosquito), 2733 nucleotides long. RefSeq lists its product as uncharacterized. The transcript has 2 exons. Lineage: Eukaryota; Metazoa; Arthropoda; Insecta; Diptera; Culicidae. Bases 301 to 1857 code for a protein of 518 amino acids. The record is from RefSeq and is a predicted model, not a curated record.
UUUUAUCUCGUUUCAAAAAUGGUUUGACCAACCCACAAGGAAGGUUUUCUGUACGAGUUUUUACGAAGAGAGUAGGUAUGAUUAGUUGCUGUUGAUAUGCUUAAGAUCCCUGGAUCUACUGCAUAGAUCUAGUUAUUACGUAUGUAAAAUUCAUGCGAUUUCUGUGGGGUACUGUAUUUGUUUUGCUUAUCUCUUAUAUCUCUGUUGUGUUUCAAACACCGUACGUGCCCUAUAAAAGAAUAGCUGUAAGGCUAUGCAGAACAUCAUUUUCAGUGAUUUGUGUUAAGAGAAACCGGUACGAUGGACCCACAAACGAUAGGAUUGGUUGAGAGUGAUAUAGCUGAAUCGGUGAAGUGUUACAUUCAGGACAAACGAAAUCGAGUAAAUGGAAAAUUUAGACUUGUUUCUUACCAAGUCAGACGGCUGAGUGAAGAACCGGUCGGUUAUUUGGGCGAUCACUAUUUGUUGGAUGUAAAUUUGCGCGAAAAAAUGGUCCACUAUUCACCGGAAGAGGAAGAAAAGUACGCAGAAGAAGAGUAUAUUAGCUUCUUCGUGAAAGUUAUCCCGGAUAACGUACCAAAGCUAGCCGAUUACAUCAAGGAAAUGGGUUGCUUUCGGAAGGAAAUAUUGCUAUACAAGCACGUUAUUCCGCGGCUCCAGGACGUUAUGAUUGGCACACGGCCAUUUGUUUCUACCGCAUACUUCACAAAGGGUGAUAGAAUGAUUGUGUUUGAAAAUUUGACUUCGGAAGGCUACAGCAUAGUGGAGCACACAAAACAUCUGCUUGACUUCGAACAUCUGAAAGUGGCGCUGCAGGCCGUUGCUAAGCUACAUGCAUCGUCUCUCAUUCUGGAAGAACGUUCCAAAACGCCAAUCCCGAAGCUUUUUGUUGGCUAUCUGAAUGAGAACGCAUACGUAGAUGAUGAUGACCAUGUACGCAAGAUAAACCUGGAGAACGCGAUACAAGUGCUGUGUGAGAUGAUCAAGCGAAUUGAGAAAUACGCCAGCUCAGAGAAAUUAGAUGAAAUAUUGCUUAAAGUGCCCGAUGUAAUACGCAAGAUAUAUGACUUUUCCAAGCCGUCGACAGUCUUCCGCAACGUGUUAAAUCAUGGUGAUCUGUGGUGUAACAACGUAAUGUUUCGAUACGAAAUGAUACCAACGAGCGUGGACAGUAGUUGCAUCAAUACUGAAGGGCACCUACCUGAAGGACGCAAAGUGACAUCGGACCGUGAGGAUCAAGCCGAAACCGGAAAAGACGCAGAUGUUUCAAACAGCGCUCUGUUCGUCAGCAACGGUGAGCGCCGUGGCCGGAAGCGUUCGUCUAUUAAAAAACCAAAUCCUUGCGAAGUGCUAAAUUUAGGCAACUGGUCCGCACCGGGAGCUUCUCGUCCUUCGAGUUGCAUACUGAUCGACUUCCAAAUUGCGCGCUACGCACCGCCAGCGUACGAUAUUUUCUCGUUUCUCACAUCGACGACGACGCGGGAAUUUCGGAAACAGUACCUUGAAGAGCUGCUAGAUAUCUACUAUGAAGCAUUGCAAUGUGAACUAGAUUGGUUUCAUCGGGAUGUGCGGGAAGUGUUUUUGGACGGCUUUCAAUCAUAUCGGCACUCCUGCGAUCAGUAUCAACUCGCUGGACUCAUCGACAGCAUCCUUUAUCGGCACGUUACGAUGCUACCGAUGGAGCUGGUGGCUCGAUGUCGCGAAGAGCACCGAUUACCGGGCACAGUAGGCAGCCAAUCCGAGAACGUGAAAAGGGACAUCUGUCUAGAAGCCUGGUCACAGUAUGAAGAAUACCGAACAUUCAUGACGGACCUGCUGUCGGAUUUGGUUGAUCAAUACAUUCUGCAAGUCGGAUAGCGCGUGCAUCGUGCUAACGUGCCAAAAUAAUACUCAAUUUAAACGCUAUUAUUAUUUGUGGUUUCUGCCGACUAUUUUAAUGUUAGUAUCUAUAUAUUUUAGCAAACCACGAAUCCAGGAGGCGUAUUCCAGUAGAGGCGAAACUUGUUGACUUCCAGUUGGCCCGAUUUGCUCCUCCUGUCUUGGAUGUUUGGACGCUUAUUAUGCUUUGCAGUACGCGCGCGUUUCGACAGCAACAUUUAACAGCGUUGUUGGAUUCUUAUUAUCAAACUUUAGGUGAUCUUUUACUAUCGAAUAGCAAUAUGAAUAUUGAACCUAUAAUAUCACGCAACGAAUAUAGUGCCUCGUGUGACUGUUUUGCAUUGGCUGGACUUAUCGAGUCUUUGCUCUUUAGCCAUCUUACACUGCUACCGAAGCAAGCAGCCAAAGAUAUGUUAAAUUGUUCGGAAAAUUUUGAUAAUUUCUUACGUGGCAAUGGAAAACUCCACAUCUGCUUACGAUACUUCCAGCAAGACACCAACUAUCGGAAUAGAAUGACCGAAAUGUUGGAAGAAUUGGUUGAAUCUUUGAAGUAGUGUUUAAAAUAACCAAGUGAACCAAUCGAUACAUCGUGAUGCUAUCGCUACAUGCAACAAUCAAUAAAUCACGAUAUCAUCUUACUUGACUGCAAUCUAUACAAUAGUUGCGUGUGGCUCAGAUGAGAGAGAUACUGAUCAGGAUAAUUAGACUAUGUGUGUGUGUGUGACUUUCGGUAGUAGCUUUAUGAAUAGUGGAAAAAUGCGUUAGUUCUAAGGUUGUUCAUGUUCGAGUUAGUUCUGCACGUAGCACCAAAUAUGCGAUUCACUGAAAUUGUAAAAGAAUAUUUAAUUAAUUCCA